This is a messenger RNA of Drosophila busckii, 4982 nucleotides long. It is a transcript of the gene brun, whose product is annotated as protein brunelleschi. The transcript has 9 exons. The record is from RefSeq and is a predicted model, not a curated record. NCBI's taxonomy places the organism in Eukaryota, Metazoa, Arthropoda, Insecta, Diptera, Drosophilidae. Gene Ontology annotation, cellular component: trans-Golgi network. The coding region runs from base 413 to 4438 and encodes 1341 amino acids.
UAGUUUUUACUUUGUUAAAAUUAUUAUAUUACUACUUGCAUUUUUCCUUUGAUAUUUAUAAAUUUCAAAGCACUCUUUCGCACACCUUUUUAAGUAAUAAUUGACUAAAAGACAACGCCACUGCACCGGGUGACAAAUUAAAGUGACAGCAUCACCAUCAUAUCAUCAAAAAGGGGAGGUUCGUUUGUUAUCGCAUUGCAAGCCCACAUCACAUUUAAAGGCGAAGGCGAAGAAACAAUGGAAAUCAAUUGAGGCACGAGCACAUCAAUGUCAACGUCAUCUAUAAACAAUUCUAGCAGCGCUACUUGACGACAAUUUGGUCACUUCGUAGGUGGACAUGUGAAAGCCAAAGGUGCGUCUGAGAACCGAGAACUGGAACGGAAUUGGUCGGAUUGGAUUGUAACUGUUGUAAAUGCGUGCCGCUGCAGUGCUGUCGCAUGUCAGCGCGGAGUCAGCUAUGUCACGGCCUGACUAUGAACAGAAUGCACUCCAUCAUAGCUGCCUGCUGGUGCUCUUGCGAGGUGUGGGACCAUCCCGAGCACUUGUCUUGCAACGAGCAUUUGAGAAGGUGCGACGUGUCAACAACAUCAAAGUUACUGACUCCAGUGGCGUUAUGCGCACCAUUCAUUUUCGAUUCAUACAUGAGCAUCCAGUAGACCACAACGACUGGGGUGACUUUCAGACGCAUCGCCGCCUGCUGGGCCUGAUAACAAUUGGCAAGUUUGACAACCAAACGGAGCUCAAUGAACUGUGUCGCCAACACGAAUCGCUCAAAGUGCGCUACGGUAGCACACUUUAUGAGUCACGUGCCAUAUUUUUUGGACCCGAUGCAGAAAACAACUCCCUGGAUAUAGCUAACCACAUAGAUGGCGUAGACAAUGCCCAGCCGCUGCUGCAAGCAAUGAGUGAGCAGGGCGCCAAUACAGAAGCAAAGAUCAAAGUGCCAGAGCAACAGAAGCAGCAGAUUACUGCGCGCCUGCAGGAUGAGUUCACAACGCCGUCCAACUUCAAGUCACAAGCGUUUUUUUACCGCGAACAGGAUGCCUACGCGGAUCUGGAAACGCGUGUGGGUGACUUCCUACAUGCGCUGUUUUGGGUGCUGGAGUCAAGGCGACUUGAACGCUCGCGCGAAAAGCCUGACAGAGUCAGUCUACUGCUGGCGCCCUUCGAAAAGCGCGAUUUUGUGGGCUUGGACAUGGAAUCGCGAAACAAUCGCAAGCGCUGCGUGGGGCGCGUAAUGAAAAAUCUGGCUGAUCUAUCUCUGCAAGCGGGACUACUGGACGAAGCGCUUAGCCUUUACCACAAUGCCAAUGAGACGCUGCGCUCAGUGGGAGACUCACUGUGGGUGGGCGCCAGCGAGGAAGGCCUGUGCGCUUGCUCGGCCGUUCUGCUGUAUCCGCAGCUGCGUGAGAUUGAAACUCUGCACAGAAAUGCGUCACUGCAAGAGACUGGUACCUCGCCGCUGCGCAACACUCCGGAGAAGUGGCGUGCCAGUGAUGCCACCAAAAAAGUAAACACGCCCGAUGUGGUUGGCAACACCAAUGGUGCCAACGCAUUGACCUCAAAUUCAUCUUCGUGCUCAUCGGUAUCGUCGCUUGUGACAAGCAAUUCCUCUGCUUCCGGGACGCCCACAAAUUCAACAUCAUCUUCCUCCACAUCUACAAUUUCUGUAGCACACUUUGGUGGUCACCAGCGCAAUGGCGAACUGCCCGCCAACAUACUCAAACCGGAGGAGAUUCCCAACUUCUAUCGCCGUGCGAUUAUCAAUUACAGCAAGUACAGGAAUGCGGCCACAAUUGAAACGGAGGCGGCAUUAAAGGCCACACGUAUUUGCAUAGAGCAGAAUCGUCCCUUGGAUGUGGCCAUGUUUCUGCAAAAUAUUCUUUACAUUAAUCUCAACAUGAGUGAACCGGAUCGAGUCAAGCGCUUUGAGAUUAUCACAGAGCUGUAUCAGCAAAUUGGCUAUCAGCGCAAGGCAGCGUUCUUCCAGCGCCUAGCUGCCCAAAAACAUGUGCAGCAGGGUAGCCAAGCGCCAGACUGGAAGCAGAGCUAUAGUUUAAUGCUUGGCAGCUUUACAGGCUAUCUGCUGUCGCUUGAUCCUCUGGAAGUGCUAGAGAACGCUGCUGGCUGGCCGUCGCUGCAAAUUGAUUUGGUGCAGAGCCUCAUAUCGGCGGCCAGACGCCUGGGACACUCGGCUCUGGCCACGCGCCACAUGACGUUUCUUCUGCAAACCCAAUGGAACAACAUGUCCGCAACGGAGCAAAGCGAAAUGGCGGUGCAGUUACAGAAUUUAAGCGCACAAUGCGAGGGAUCGCCUGUGCCGUUAGUGCUGGACAAUGGCACUGUCAUACCGCCCGCAAAUCUAACUGAUUUGCCCUACUGCCUAGAACUGGUGGUAAAGGAUAUGCCCGCGCACUUGCGUCCACUACGCAUCAAGAUUGCCAAAGCCGACAGUGGUCCAUUUCUCUUUACGCCCAUCCAUUUUAAUUCCGUGGAUCGGCGCGAUAAGAAGAAGGAUCGCAAUAAAAUAGCUUUUCUGUGGGUGCAAAACGAUCUGUGCGAGGUCAGUGUGCGUCUGCGUAAUCCUUUACCCUUUGAGCUGGCCGUCACGGACAUGCGACUGUUGUCUAAUGGCGUCGUGUUUGAGUCGUUGCCACAAACAGUUGUACUGCAACCACAUGUGCCCACGCAUGUCUCGCUGCACGGCACACCCAUGGAGUGUGGCCAGCUGGAUCUACAAGGCUACAGCACGCACACACUGGGUGUCAAGUCGAACUGUCGUCUGAAGCACAUGCAUGGACGUCGUUUGCCGCCAAACUAUUUGGUGAAUGUUAUACCAGCGCUUCCACGCAUAGCGAUUAAAACAUCGUUGCCUCAAACUGCGACAUUUAGCAGUAUGAAGAAGGCGGAUAUUGUGGUGACCUCGGCCAGUCUGACGCUCUACAACGGCGAGUCCUCCAGCUGCACUAUAACUAUUACCAAUGAGAGCAGCUCGUUGCCACUGGAGUAUGUGGAGGUUAAUAUUAACUCUAAUGUGGAGCAAAAGCAACAGCAAAAGAUCUUUCGCAUUGAUGACCAGGCGCUGCAGGCUCGGUUGCCUGUACCGCCUUUGGGCAGCAUUGAAUUCGAGCUACUUAUUUAUGCUGAUGCUGACUUUGUUUGUCCAAUGCCUGGAGGGUUAUUGCCACAGAAUUCUGCUGAUUAUGGCGCAUCCUCACCAUCGCAUUAUUCCAAUAUUUCGUCAUCCGGCCAUGCCAGUUUGCCACUGCAUGUGAGCUCUCCGCACCAUCGUCGGCAUGAACAGCAGAACGCCAACUCGCGCUCAACCAUAUCUGGUGCUCAGCAAUCGCUGGCUGCACUUAGUUUACAGCCAGUUGGAGCUGGGGGAUCAGCUGGCGCUGGCUCGCAACACAUUGAGGCUCAACUGCGUCUAAAAUACUCGGGCGGAGAGGCCUUGACUGCUGGUUAUUGCCGUCAGUGCGCCGUGUCCUUUAACCUAGAGCUGCUGCCAAGUGCACAGAUAACCAGCUGGGAUGUCUUGCCCGCUGAAAUUGCUUCGCAGUUUUAUCUGGUGCUGGACAUAUCCAAUUUGACCGCUCAAGAAAUGUCGCUCAAUUACACUGAUAAUAAAAAUAUACUCAUUGAGGCCAAAGAAAGCUGCCGCGUGCCUAUACCUGUGGAUCGUUGCUCCUUGGAGCAGGUGUGUGCCGCACGUGCAGCGGAAAUCGCUGAGAAUCUGGAGCGUGAGCUUUGCUUUCGUACGCAGCUGCUCUCGUUUAGCGACGCUCUCAGCAAGCUCUGCUCCACUCACAUUGCGGAGUGCGUGAAAAUCAACUGGAUGCUAACGGGCACGGACAUAAAAGGUGUUGCAUCACUACGUGGCAUUGUGUUAUCGCAUGCCAUGGUUGAUUUGACCACAGUUUCUCCACUACAGUGGUCAAUUUCAUUUAAAGAUACUUUAGUGCAGCCACAUAGCGAAAUGAUUUGCAGCGUUGGACAGAGCACAAUGUUGAGCAUAACAUUGACCAAUCAAUCUUUGCAGCCGCUCAAAAAUUUAGUGCUGACCAUCAAGUUCUAUCAGGACUAUUUAAACGGCAUGGAGAACUACAAUCUUGAGACACGUGUCGCUAUUUCUGGACCCUGUCGGGUUACAAUUCCUAUUAUGGAGAAGCAUGAGCAAAAGCAGCACAAUUGCUCUGUGAUAUUCUUUACGCCAGGACGGUUUAAGGCGAGCAUUGAGUGCGCUACCAGGCCACAACAAAAUAACAAUAGUAGUAUUUCACAUUCUUGUCCAGGCGGCACCAACUUGGGUCAAUUAGAAGUGUUAGCGCCUCAAUCAGUUAGCAUGAAUGCUGCGUCAGCUGCAAGCUUCGACGAGCAGCAGGCACACAUAUGGAAAUUUAUACCACCCAUUGAGGUGACCGUUGUUGAGCAGUAAUUGGAGUUGAAGUGAUUGUUAACAUUGUAGUUAAAUUUCGUUGUAUGUAUUUAUUUAUGUAGCGUGUAUUACAUGUACUGUAUAUGUACCUUCUUUCCCCUGUAGUUACGUACCAUAUACAAUAGCAAUGUUAAUCAGAGUAUAUACAAUUAUUAACAUAUAUAUAUAUGUACAUGCGCAUAUACAGCUAAGCUUUAUUGUAACAUGAGAAGCAAUUGUUUAUAUAAUAAAAAGCAUUAAGUGUAUAUAUGCAUACAUAGAAACAUUCUAUAAUUAAGCUCAAAACUGUGUACACCUACAUAUGUAUGCUUCGUAGGAACAAAUGCCAUAAUAUGUAUGUAAAUCGUAUCCAACAUAUGAAUAUAUAUGUACAAAGCUUCAAGCCUAGAUGUGCAUGCAUACAUAAAUUAUAUUGUUAGGUAGCCAAUAUUUUCGAUCCACUAAAUUCUCGAGCAUAACAUAUUUUGAUAGCCAGCAAACACACACACAUGUAUUUAAAGAUAUUUUUAUACAAUAAAUGCAACAUCCUGACAGAAAAUAUAAA